Megalops cyprinoides (Indo-Pacific tarpon) is the source of this 483-nucleotide messenger RNA. RefSeq names its product 60S ribosomal protein L7-like. Bases 1 to 483 code for a protein of 160 amino acids. Gene Ontology annotation, cellular component: cytosolic large ribosomal subunit. NCBI's taxonomy places the organism in Eukaryota, Metazoa, Chordata, Actinopteri, Elopiformes, Megalopidae. The record is from RefSeq and is a predicted model, not a curated record. Gene Ontology annotation, biological process: maturation of LSU-rRNA from tricistronic rRNA transcript (SSU-rRNA, 5.8S rRNA, LSU-rRNA). Gene Ontology annotation, molecular function: structural constituent of ribosome; RNA binding. The transcript is spliced from 3 exons.
AUGCAAGCUUUGUUUGUUCAUCUUUCUAGCAUCAAGGGUGUCAGCCCCAAGGUGUGGAAGGUGCUGCAGCUUCUCCGUCUUUGCCAGAUCUUCAAUGGCAUCCUUGUCAAGCUGAACAAGGUCUCCAUCAACAUGCUGAGGAUUGCAGAACCUUACAUUGUGUGGGGGUAUCCCAACCUGAAGUCUGUGCAUGAGUUAAUUUACAAGCGUGGCUAUGGGAAGAUCAAGAAACAGCGCAUUCCACUGACGGACAACGUCCUCAAGGAUAAAACUCUUGGAAAACAUGGAAUUAUCUGUGUUGACUUGAUCCAUGAAAUUUACACUGUUGGAAAGAACUUCAAGGCUGCAAGCAACUUUCUAUGGCCCUUAAAGCUCUCCUCCCCUUGUGGGGGUAUGAGUAAGAAGACCACUCACUUUGUUGAGGGAGGCGACGCCGGCAACAGGGAGGAUCAGAUCAACAGACUCAUCAGGAGGAUGAACUAA